CCCGGAGGAGGAGGAAGUGGAGGCGGCUGUGAAUAGCGGGCAAAUGGGGAGCUGAGCGGCUGCAGCAACAGCAGUAGCACCGCGGCCGCGCAGCAGCAGCAGCAGCGGCGGGCGGGCACGGAGGCGAGCUCGGCGGCGGGCCGUCGUUUGGCAGGCGCCGAGUGCGAGCGGCAGCCGCGCUGCCCCGCCGCCCCGGACUGGUCGCCUGCUCGCGGGGCGGCACCAUGCAGACCUUCCUGAAGGGGAAGCGGGUGGGAUACUGGCUGAGCGAGAAGAAGAUCAGGAAACUGAAUUUCCAGGCCUUCGCCGAGCUGUGCCGGAAAAGAGGUGUAGAAGUAGUGCAGCUUGACCUCACCAAACCCAUUGAAGAUCAGGGCCCUUUGGAUGUGAUCAUACAUAAACUGACAGAUGUAAUCCUUGAAGCAGACCAGAAUGACAGCCAGUCACUAGAGUUGGUUCACAGGUUCCAGGAGUACAUUGAUGCUCAUCCAGAAACCAUUAUCCUAGACCCUCUGCCGGCUAUUCGUACACUUCUGGAUCGAUCCAAGUCUUAUGAGCUAAUUCGGCGAAUAGAGGCAUACAUGCAAGAUGAGAGGAUCUGUUCACCACCCUUUAUGGAGCUGACAAGUGCCUGUGGAGAAGAUACCUUGAAGCUUAUAGAGAAGAAUGGACUGGCAUUCCCAUUCAUUUGUAAAACCAGAGUGGCCCAUGGAACCAACUCUCAUGAGAUGGCGAUCAUCUUCAACCAGGAAGGUCUCAAAGCUGUUCGCCCCCCUUGUGUCAUUCAGAGCUUCAUCAAUCACAAUGCUGUGCUCUAUAAAGUUUUUGUGGUCGGGGAAUCUUACACUGUGGUGAAAAGACCGUCUUUAAAGAACUUCUCUGCAGGCAUCUCAGACAGAGAAUCAAUAUUUUUCAACAGUCACAAUGUUUCCAAACCAGAGUCCUCAUCUGUCCUAACAGCGGCUGAGGUCUGUUUGGUACCACGAACCAGCAUGACUGUGUCCCCCUCUGGUUUUCCUUACCGAGCUCCGCUGGAUAAAAUCGAAGGAGUAUUUGAGCGGCCAAAUGACGACGUCAUCCGGGAAAUCUCUAAAGCGCUGCGGCAAGCUCUGGGAGUUUCCCUCUUUGGAAUUGAUAUCAUCAUUAACAACCAGACUGGGCAGCAUGCAGUAAUUGAUAUAAAUGCAUUCCCAGGUUAUGAGGGUGUUUCUGAAUUUUUCACAGAUCUGCUGAACCACAUAGCUGCUGUCCUGCAGGGUCAGGUACCUGAGGUGACCCAGCUAAACCACAGCAAGCUCCUGGCAGAGCAGAGCGGUGGGAUCAUGGACGAGCGGAUAUGCUGUGCUAGCACAGGCUGUCUCAGCGUCAUGGGAAAAGACUCCUCCUGGAUUGUGGAGAGCGAGAGCAGCAGCUCAGUAAAACUGCAACACCAGAGACUAGGCUGCAACUCAGCAGUGUCCCCCAGCUUCCAGCAGCACUGCGUUGCUACGUUGGCAACAAAAGCUUCUUCUCAAUAACUUGCCAGUGCCAUGGACUGAGAAAAAGCCCCAGGGAUACAAAUUGUGGUCCCAGAACCAGAUCAGGCUUUAACAAUACAAUUGACAAAAAAAUGGAAAAAAAAACCCAACAUAAAACACAACACAAAAAAGCAAAAUAAAAGAACUUUCCAUUUGAUUUAGCCUAAUUUGCUGAUGAAACGGACUGAAAGGGGAAGAGCGAGAAAGUGAUCCAAAUCCAUUUCAUCAGAUUCCAAUUGCAAAUCUGUAGUGAGUUUACACACACAUGUGUUUUAACACUAGUCCUUUCAUUGUGGGAGGGUUGCUCUUUCAUUUCUAUUGUUCUUUGUAAUCACUGGUGACCAGCAUUUUAAAAUCGGACCUCAUGGUAUCAAGAAGAUAAUAAUGUUGAAAUGCAGUGUCUGAAUGUAACAGUGCUAGAGAUUUUUGCCUGCAAAACUCCCCGUUCCUCUUUUUUCCAGGUAGGCCUUUGCAUAAGAAAGCUAGGACAACUUCAGUAUCACUAAACCAAAUCUCUUGAAAUGUUGACCAGGCAUGAUGUUGGCAGGUAGCUUUCUGUGAAGCCACUGCACUUUGAGUAGGACAGAGCAGCCUGCUUAUUCAGGGCACAGAACCGAGGUGACCACCCCUGUUCCAGCUUUGCAGUUCUCCCCCCUGGCCUCAUUGCUUCACUCAGAUCGAUUUCUAACCACACUUGCAAACAGCAACACGUUUCACCCAGAGAGGGUGCUACUAUUUAGGUUGAGUCAUUUAGUAGAUUAAAUAACAUACUUUCAAUUGUCUGCUAGUGCUGAAAUCUUAGAAUAGUUAAUGGAAGCAGCUUGUCUCUUCGCAGGGAGUUUAAUUCUCCCUCCACUGCACUUGUGAGGACUCUGGGACAGGUCUGGGAAAAGGCUGGCAGAUCUGUGCUUUUUCCUUGGAGCAGCACACCUGAUCUGUGUAUCCUGGGAGGUAACACAGUCGCUGCCUUCCACAGAUCCAUGUCGUUGUGCAUUUUUUUCUGUAAAAUAUAAACAAAAUUGUGUACCUUCAUAUAAGGUAAAAAUACAGGACACCCCGUUACUUUGGAGACCCCGUUACUUUGUUGCAAGCUGCCAGGCGAGGCCAUAUGGUAAUUUACAACAGUGCUGUAUACUAUUUGUAAAUUAAAGCACAGCCAAUUUGUAUCUCUUGAGAUAUCUUCUAGUAUGGCAGCAUCUUCUGCUGUUGAGAAUUCCUGCAACUUUUGCUAGUUCUGAACACUAUAUUGGAAAAAUCCAAGUGCUAAGAACAGAAACACUAUUUUGGUAGAAGUGGCCUUCUCUUCCCCUUAUUAGCCCUAAAAUACAUUUAAGAAGGGUGAUGUUAAGAAAAUUUCCUUAUUUAAGCUCCUAGCUUGCAAAUAUAGGAAUUUCUAUAGCACAUGUUCAUAAAGCAUCUGUCACUGCAGCAUUUAAUACCAGUUUGGUUACUAUCAUGUGUUAGAUGGCUACUCAGAAGGAAAGGGUCUAGAACUUAAAGCCCAGGUAGAUCAUGGAGAGAGGAUUAAACUGUGUAAAAGAUGUCACCAUCCUACCUGAUGGUACCAGUCCUAGAGGGGAAAAAGUUUUGAAGAGUGUUAUGUAGCAGUUCUUUUAUGUAAACAAUGCUUUUUCCAUGGGAGAGAUUGGUCAUCUUCCAAAAUUACAUUCUUGGGAAUUUCCUGUAGCCAGGAUUGAAUUUUUCAGGAUGAUUUACACAAUAGAAGAUGAUUCCACCUCUAGAGGGAUUACAAACUUGAAAAUAUUUCUAUGAAGAACCUUCUGAGUAUGGUAUCAGUCAGAUCCCAGGGUGCACAUAAGCACAGCCAACUUCCUCAAGUGUUGCAGAUCAGUUCUGAGCUGGGCACACUUCACAACCCUUGUAUGCUUUGAGGCUGCUGGAUCCCGUGUUGUCUGCAGCUUGCAGGUCUCGGAUGGCUGUGGUGUGAGUGAGUGAGAUGUACAUAGGUAAGGGUUUAUAAAAGUAUUCGUGGUAGACCAAACCUUUCAUAAAGCCAUGACUAAAAUAAAAUUGACAUCUACAGUUUGGGGUUUGUUGUUUUGGUUUUUUUGUUUGGUUUUUUUUUGGGUUGGUUUUUUUUUUUUUUUUUUGGUUUAAAAUAAAAAGUGUUUUUAUGUUACAUGUGUAACAAAAGAUGCCCUCAGGAAGGAACUUGCCAGUGCAUAUUUUUGUAUGGUACUUUCUUGUAACCGGCUGGUGGAGUGUUUGUAGACUUGCCUAUUGCUCCCUUUAUUACAAUGGCUUGGGCUUUUUUUGGUUUUUUGGGUUUUGUUUCUUUAUCGGGUGGUGGGGAUGAAGCAAUGAUGUUAGAACUGGGUUACUAACUCAAGACCUUUCAAACUAAGUAUGUUUACAUGAAUCUGAGUGUUGGAUCCAAUGGAAAUGUCUGUAUGCUGUUUCCUAGUUAGAACAUCAAAUAAGAAUUUUAUUUUCCUGGCUGCCUUCUGAAUUUUGGUUGGCCUAUUUUGCACUGCUUUUUUCCUCCAAAAUAAACUACUGAAAUAUAAUUGUGCAUUUUAAACUUGUUUACAAAUGAUUGUUAGAAGUUUAUUUUGUAAUUCUCUGAAUGCUUGCAGAAAUACUAUAUUUAAAUAUUACUCCAGACCUUGGCAGUAACUAGAAAACAAGUUUAGGUCAUUGGUGUGAUCAGUGACAUUUUUCCCAUAGUCUGUAAUUUAUUUUUUAUUUAUCGAAUGUAUCAGUAUCACUUUAAUUUACCAGGUGCAGUUGUGCAGGUACCUGUUGUGAUGUGGCAUUACAAUAGAGUUUUGACAUAAAUUACCAUGCAUUUGCUGUACUACUAUAUUUCCUUGCAGAAAUUAAGGUAAUGGCUUGUGUACGAGAACGUUGCUAAAUCACAGGGGCAAAUUGGGAGACCAAUUUGUAAAAGCCAAAACUGUAAAUUACUGAGUAUCCAGACAUACAAUUACGUUCUUGCAAAACAUUUGAGCAUGAGUAUGUUAUUAAGCUUGUGCUAAAGUGCUUUUCUGAAUUGCUGCCUCAUUUGGUAAGUUCAGGAUAGUUUUGAUUUAAGAUAAGUUUUGCAGUAAGUUUGUUAAUAUUCUGUAGUCUUGUCUUUCUUUGUAAAAGUAGAGGAGUGUAGUAAUAUUAGAUCAUACCAGAAUGCCCUUGCUCUUAAAAUUGCAGACAAUCUGAGGAGAUUUUCCAUAAUGUCUAUCUGAAUUCUUUUUAUUGUGGCUAGAAAAAGGUUCUCCUGUGUUUUCAGAGGCAUAGCUGUUACUGCUGUGCUGAUGAGAGCAAUUAUAUUAAAAUUACAUGGUCACCAGUUAGCUUUUUAGGGAUUUAUUACUGUUCUGUUUCACUGUUUGAAAUCCACAAGAAUACCAUUAACUUGACUGGAAUUUCUCCAGGUUUUGUGUCAGCAUGGUGGAGAUGAGACUCCGGUUUCCACUCUAACUAUGUAAUUAGCUUCAGCAGGUGAAGGUCGUUCCCUGUUGAAGCGUACUUGAGUGGUAUUACUGCUGCCUGUGAUGUAAAGUCACCCUCUUCCCCCUCUGCCUGACUUGGCCACUUGUGCCUGACUUUGUGGCCUGUGCCAGAAUAUCCUGAUAAUUAUGUGAAAGCCAACUGCAGAAAUGCAAACAAACCAUCAGCAUCAGUGCUAGCACCUGUGGUUUGUGUAAUGCAGAACCACUGGGGCAGUGCUGUUUUGCCUUUGGUUGAAGUGUUUGGCUGUACAACCCUUGUGCUGAGGAGCUGAUCAACUGGGCUGGUCAGUAGGUAGGAUAAAUUCAUUAUUACUAUGAAGACUGUUGUCAUGUUAAAGCUUUUUAAAGAUCUCCAUCAUCAGUGUGGGAAUGUGUCUGCAACAGGUUGCACAGACAGAAAUCUACCAGUUUAAUUUGUUCUCAUUGUAGAUUAUUACAAGCUAAGAACCCAACCCAGAGGCAUCAGGAGAUAAUGAGAAUUGCUCAAGAUAAAGCCUCAAGUUUUCUAGAUGAACUGUGAGCAGUAUCCAGCCAGGGAACAGCCAGGUGGAGUAGUGGCUAGAUAAUAGAGGCAGAAUACAGUCUAAAGGCAACAGAAUAAAUGGGGCCAGAGGUGUUGCCUGGCAAAAAAAAAGAGCAAAACAGGAAAAAUGUUCCUGUUUUUUCAUCCAAUUAAAAAAUCCAGACUUCUCAGUUCUUAGACUAACACUGAUUUCCUCAAGUCUUUGCAUGGCAGCAGUGACAAGUGAUUCAGGCUUUUCCACACUAGCUUGUAGCCUUGCCUUCCACAGCUGUGCAGAAAAUCUUGGAUUUUGGGUUUUUUAGUGAACAGAGUCUGAGUUUGUAGCAGUCUCCCCAUGCACACACUUGUGGGAGUUCACUUGCAUUACCCUGCUAAUUUUUCCCCCCUCUCUCCUUUUUAGUAAGAGAUGUAUUGAUUUCUGUAUUCAGUAUACAAUUACUUUAUGGUGUGUGUUUUGUAAUUAGGAAUAUGUGAAAAUGAUUUGUGUAGACUAAAAUAUUUCCUUUAAUAUAAUCUCCUCUUGCUUUCAUAGAAAAAUGGACAUGCCAUUGCACAUCACAUUGCUGAUUUUAUUUGUAAUAUUGCUUUAAUAUCUAUUUCAGAGGAAUGUAACCUCCAGAAAAGUACUUUCCACUCUUUACUACCUUUCCUUUCACUGUUCACCUUAUGUGGAUCCAGGCCAUCAACACUUGAGCUUUCAACUGGAUGGGUUUCAUGGAUUCUGUCACAUUUACAUGGCCACAAAAGUUACUUGAGAUGGUUGAAGUUUGGGAGGAUCCAGACAUAAAUGGAGAUGUUGGAGUGAUUCCUCAGCAACACAAGCACAGUAGCAUUUGUAGCAAGCAAAAGAAAUUGUUUUUGCUCUUGUGUGUGCAGGUGGCUCUUGGGGUCUGGUCCACCCUGCUCUUGGAGCAGCUUUCCUGUGGAAAUAACAAAAUCCAUUGAGAGAAAAAAUAUCCUUUAUCUGUGAUGCAGAAGGAAAGUAGGGCUUGGGAGUAAAAUCCUGGCCAGUGGACAUCAAGAUACAAGUUGUCCAGAAUUUCACUCUGUGGUUUUUAAUAGCAAUCUGGGGUGAUGUUUUCUUCCUCUCCAUGAUUCUUACCCUGAAUCCACUGGGGCUGAUGAUAGCAGAUGUCUGUGGCCCACAUGAACUCAUUAGCAGGUGACCUUACCCAGCAUGUCAUGAGUUUGCAGAGGGCUCCCGAUGUGUUGGGAAGUUUUUGUUGAUGGCCAGGAAAUCUCUUGAAACUCCAAAAAUAGCUGAAACAGCAAAUGGGGUUCAUGAAAAUCAGGUCUUCCUCUUCCAGCAUUUUUAAAGAAACUCACAUUUUAUUUCCUCCUUCAUUCUUGACACAGUAGUUUUAGAUAUAAAUUAUUUUAACUUUUUUUUUGUGUGAAAAGUCAUAUAUACAUAUAUAAAGUUAUUAAGUGUUGAGAAUAUGUUGAGUAUAAAAUAGUGACUUCUUUGUUUCAGAUGUUAGCAGCCCCUAAAAAUGAGUUGUUUAUCCUCUUGUAAAGUCAGUGCUGUAAAAAAAUAUUAAAAAAUAAAAGAUGUGUUAGGUGUAUCUUUUAUUAUUUAUUUCUGAUUCAGUAUUUGAUACAGCUUGUGUAUACCCUUGUGACAACCACAUACUAAAAACACUGUCGUUCUUAAAAUGGAGUAACAACAAUUCCGUGGGAUCCCAGCAGUUGUGAGAGAAUUGGCCCUCUGGGUGUGAGUAGUGUUGGAUAUUGUCCUGAAGUCUCCAGCACUGCUCCCCACCCAAGCACGGCUGAAUCUCGGGGACCAUUGUGUGCGUGUGCUCAUUUCGCAAGUUCAUUGGUAUCUGUGUUCAAAUCCAGCUGUACAGUGUUAACAAGUGUGUCAUGUGAUUCGCUUCAGCCUGGUUCACUAUGACUUCUGAAACAUAAUUCCCAUUUUGUACUUAAAUUUGUAUAGAAUUAUAUCAACCCUUAAAAGAUCAUGGCUUACUGUAAAACCCAAAAUACUUGCUAUUUGGCAUCUUCAAUUGCAUGACUGAUCAGAUCAGACAAUGGAGAUGGUGCUUUCAUCUAACAGCAUUCAUUUCAAUGGUAAUGUAUUAAUUUUCUUUUUUUUUGCCAAGCAUCUGUUUUGGACAAUUGUUUUGGUUUCAACAGUAAAGCAAUAUGCAGUAGGUAUUGUGGCAUUAUCCUGUAAUUGUUUUGAAGAGAGGAUUGUCCCUUUCCAGCACAUAAUGAAAAUAAAUGCCUUAUAACAAGCGCUA
Vidua macroura (Pin-tailed whydah) is the source of this 7756-nucleotide messenger RNA. RefSeq names its product inositol-tetrakisphosphate 1-kinase (gene ITPK1). Gene Ontology annotation, biological process: inositol trisphosphate metabolic process. The record is from RefSeq and is a predicted model, not a curated record. The transcript is spliced from 12 exons. Gene Ontology annotation, molecular function: inositol-1,3,4-trisphosphate 5-kinase activity; inositol-1,3,4-trisphosphate 6-kinase activity; ATP binding. Gene Ontology annotation, cellular component: cytoplasm. Lineage: Eukaryota; Metazoa; Chordata; Aves; Passeriformes; Viduidae. The coding region runs from base 225 to 1517 and encodes 430 amino acids.